GAGAAGAUGGUGCAACUCUAUCGCGUUUUGUUGAUCCCCACCCGCCUGGCCCUGAGACUCUCCUCAGUCUGCUUCUGGCUGGGUGUGUUAAGUGUCGCUUGCUUCAGUGUAAUCUACCACUCUUUGUGGGUGCUGUAUUUGGUACUGACGAAGGGGCCCUGCCAGGUCUUCUGCAAGAAGAGGCGUGAUGCGCCACCCAGCUGCCUCACUGACACAUCCUAUGGGGAGCACUGCUAUUUGACGCUGAAGAAAUCAGGGCUGAGGCUCCACUACGUUGUUGCUGGCCAGGAAGGGGCACAGUUGAUGCUUUUCUUGCAUGGAUUUCCCCAGAAUUGGUUUUGCUGGCGCCAUCAAUUGAAGGAGUUUAGGCAGGCAUAUAAGGUGGUGGCAGUCGAUAUGCGAGGCUUUGGCUUCUCUGAUGCACCAGCUGGCUGUAAGAACUAUCAAAGAGACCUGUUACUGGAGGAUCUUCGAGGGAUGAUCGAGGCACUAUGCCCUUGUGAGAAGAAUGAGUCUGCUAAGUGCAUCCUGGUAGGGCAUGACUGGGGUGCAGCCAUCGUUUUGGAGUUUGCUGCCUGUUACCCCAACUUGCUGGAGAAGUUAAUUGUCAUGAACGGUAUGCCAGCGCAUGUCUUUGCAGAAUACCUUGGGCAACAUCCCACCCAGAUGCUGCGGUCCAACUACAUGUUCCUGUUUCAGAUUCCCAUACUGUCAGACUUCCUGUGGUCCUGUGACGACUUCCAUAUUCUAAAAAAUACGAUGAUUGACAAGAGGGCAGGACUGCAGAAUCCAGCACGCAAGCUGACAGAGGAGGAGUUGGAAGCAUUUAUCUAUGGAGUCUCAGAGCUUGGAGAUAUAUCUCCACCCAUUGCUUACUACAGGAACAUGCUCAGCUGGCUUCCUGCAAAGUGCAAGGAUAUACUGGUGCCCACCCUACUGAUUUGGGGAGAGAAAGAUGUAUACUUGGAAACAGGAAUUAUCCCAGGUGUACGGCAGCAGGUACGGAGUAGCUUCCAGGUGCAUUACGUCCCUGAAGCUAGCCACUGGGUUAAUGAGGAUCAACCUGAAAAAGUCAACCAGCUGAUGUGGGAUUUCCUCCGCAAGAGCGAGUGA
This is a messenger RNA of Euleptes europaea (tarantolino), 1113 nucleotides long. RefSeq names its product epoxide hydrolase 3 (gene EPHX3). NCBI's taxonomy places the organism in Eukaryota, Metazoa, Chordata, Lepidosauria, Squamata, Sphaerodactylidae. The record is from RefSeq and is a predicted model, not a curated record. The transcript is spliced from 7 exons. The coding region runs from base 7 to 1113 and encodes 368 amino acids. Gene Ontology annotation, molecular function: hydrolase activity.